Molecule: messenger RNA, 2884 nt
Organism: Cyanistes caeruleus (blue tit)
Lineage: Eukaryota; Metazoa; Chordata; Aves; Passeriformes; Paridae
Source: RefSeq, a predicted model, not a curated record
CACUGCCUGCAGCCACCCCGGGCACAGCACAGGGCACAGAGAGAUGAGAGGCAGCCUGGGCUGGGAGGGUGACUGAGCUCUUGCUAGAGGAGAAAUCUUCACAGUGUUUGAAAGAAUAAUUCUCUGGCUAUAGCAAAGCUAAACUUCCAUUCCUGGAGGCUUCUCCUAAGGCUGGCACAUCCCAUGGUUUCCAUGAUCAUUUGGAUGGACUCUCCCAGUUCCUCUGGUGCAGAGCAGGUGGCCACAGGGCAGGCAGGGCAGUACCUGCAGGCAGCAAGGGCAGGCAGCAGGAGUGAGGAAGAGGUUCAAGGUAGCCUGGGGUGGGGGAACAGGAGAGACCCCAUCAGGGGAGAAAUCUGCACAGCCCCCUGGACACGGUGAGUCUCUGGCUGCAGAGCAAUGCAGGUGAGUUGCUGGGAGUGUCUGUGACAAUGCCAGCACUGACAGGACCUGUCAGGGUGGCUCUCUUGGAUGUCCUGGUGUGGAGCAGAAGAAGCUCCAGAGCGGGGCUUCCCUGCUGCUCCCUGAGAGGCACAGGACAGGUCCCUGCACAGGCAGAGCUGUCCCGGGGCCGUGGGGUGGAGAUGGACUCUGUGAGCCCUGGCAGGGAGCGGAGCUGGGCACGGGGAGACGCUGCUGGCAGGAACAGCCCCACUCAGCAGAGACACGGGCAGGGAGGGACAGGGAGCUGCUGCCAGAGAUGCUGGCCAGGGGGAUGUGGGCACCUCCCUGCUGUCCCUGUGCCUCAGACACCUUCCCCCAGCAACUCCUGCCCGGGCUCCUUUCCCAGCCUAAGCAGAGCCCCUGCCCUCAGCCCACGGGGGCUCGGGUGUGCUUUGUCCCUGCAGCAGCCGGAGCCCAGGGAAGGAGAAGCCCCUGAUUUCCAUCAGUCUCUGUGUCCCUCCUCCCCUGGCAGCAGCAUUGUGGCAUUUCCCUGCCAUCCCCAGGUGCCUGUGUGUCCUUGUUGCCACCAGUGGGUUUGCUGAGGCAGUGCAAGGGUUUGGGGGGGGCAGGUGCCUGUCCAGGCAGGGAGCCUUUGGAUGCUGCUGUGGAGAUGUGUCUGUGGGAGCAGAGUGCCCAGCUCUCGCCAUUCAGGGGCCGUUCAGGUGAUUCCCUGGCUGUCCUGCAGGGCUGCAGGGUGCCCUCCAGAAGGGCACAGCUCUCCUGUGGUGUCUCUGGGCUGCCUGGGAUCCCUGUGCAGGAGACAGCUCAGUGCUAGGGCCAGGGAAACGCUGCUGGGCAGCUGCAGCUGGGCAGCUGCAAUGAUCCCUCUGUGCCCCAGCCUGGCAGGAGACAGCUGAGAUCCUAAAGAGACACCCUGAGAGAAGGCGAGGGCUCUGUCACUGUGCUCUCUGAAGCCAGAGCUCUCUGCUCUCAGCAGUGCCCUGUUUCUCUCCAGGGAACUCCUCUGGGUGCCUCUCCUUCAGCUCUAAGCUGCCAGCAAGGAGCAGUGAGAACAGCCCUGAUGGGCAGAGCUGCUCUCUUGUCCCUGCACUGAGACCAUCCCUGUGCCUCUCACACCCACACCAUUUCACCUGCAGUGCAUUAGAAAUGUCAGGCAUUUCAAACACCCACAACCUCUCCUAACUGCAGCAGGUGUGACUGGAUGAACAAAUACAAGGAAUUCCUUCAGCUCAGUUCUUCAGAUGAGCAAAUUGCCAACAGGAAAUCUGAACAGCUUUUUGGUGUAUCACGACUUCAGUUAAUUGGAGAUCAGCCAGUGUUCUCGUUUGCCUCUCACUGCACAAGAAGAAGGAAUCCUCCAGAGCCCAUUUGUGAGUCCCUGCUCUCAGUGCCUGCAAAUCCCAGAGCCCAGAUAAAAAUUUCGUUAGGCAGCAAAUGUCCAACAGCAGCUCCUUCAGCCACUUCCUCCUGCUGGCACUGGCAGACACGCGGCAGCUGCAGCUCCUGCACUUCUGCCUCUUCCUGGGCAUCUCCCUGGCUGCCCUCCUGGGCAACACCCUCAUCAUCAGUGCCAUAGCCUGCAGCCACCACCUGCACAGCCCCAUGUUCUUCUUCCUGCUCAACCUGGCCCUCACUGACCUGGGGUCCAUCUGCACCACUGUGCCCAAAGCCAUGCACAAUUCCGUCUGGGACACCAGGACCAUCUCCUACUCAGGAUGUGCUGCACAGCUGUUUCUGUUUGUCUUUUUCAUCUCAGCAGAGUAUUGUCUCCUGACCAUCAUGUGCUACGACCGCUACGUGUCCAUCUGCAAACCCCUGCACUACGGGACCCUCCUGGGCAGCAGAGCUUGUGCCCACAUGGCAGCAGCUGCCUGGGCCAGUGGCUUUCUCAGUGCUCUGCUGCACACAGCCAAUACAUUUUCCCUGCCCCUGUGCCAGGGCAAUGCCCUGGGCCAGUUCUUCUGUGAAAUCCCACACAUCCUCAAGCUCUCCUGCUCCAAAUCCUACCUCAGGGAACUUGGGCUCAUUGUGCUUAGUGCUUUUCUAUAUUUUGGCUGUUUUGUGUUCAUUGUUUUCUCCUAUGUGCAGAUCUUCAGGGCUGUGCUGAGGAUCCCCUCUGAGCAGGGACGGCACAAAGCCUUUUCCACCUGCCUCCCUCACCUGGCCGUGCUGUCCCUGUUCCUCAGCACUGGCUUUCUGGCCAACCUGAAGCCCCCCUCCAUCUCCUCCCCAUCCCUGGAUCUGGCCCUGUCAGUUCCGUACUCUGUGGUGUCUCCAGCCCUGAACCCCCUCAUCUACAGCCUGAGGAACCAGGAGCUCAAGGCUGCCCUGAGAAAAUUGAUGACUCUGUAUUUUCAGAAGUAUUAAACUCUAUCUUUUCUGCUGCAGAGCCUUUUGAAUGUAACUGUUUGGAAUCUCAGCCUUAGUUUUCCCUAUUUGUGCAUUUAUUCAUUGGUAACUUUUUCUACUGUUGUUGUGU